ACAAUUCACUGCCAUCUCUAUCCGAUAACAGAAAACAUAUGUUCAACAACUUUAAUGGCAAUAAAUUGGAAAAUUGCCUUGUUAUUAGGCAACAAUUGCGCUUAAACCCGUUUAAGAGGAUGCCUAUCUUAUGAUUAUCCACUGGAAGCGUAUCACUAUCUCAGGGAAGAGGAACGGAAAGCCAUGGCUUGCUAUUACCGGCAGCACGAGGACUCUUCGGUGACAGUGCCGAAAUUCUGCAACGAAACAUCCGUCGGAGUGACCUACUAUGACAUAAAAGUGCGGGUGGGACGUGUGGAAUGGCUGGUGGAGCGGCGCUACAAAGAUUUCGCCCAGCUCCACGACAAGCUGGUCGAGGAAGUGUCGAUUAGCAAAAAGCUGCUGCCGCCGAAAAAGCUCGUGGGGAACAAGCAGCCCGCCUUUUUGGAACAACGCCGGGAACAGCUGGAGACGUACCUGCAGGAACUGCUCAUAUACUUUCGUACGGAGCUUCCCCGCGCAUUAGCCGAGUUCCUUGACUUCAACAAGUAUGAUAUAAUCUAUCUGCUGCAGGAUCUUGCCAAGCUGUUCCAUGAAAGCGGUGAUGCCCUUCUCAGCUCCAAAAAGGAGUACAACCUUUCGGCCCUGGAGGUCUUUGCUAUCAGCGAGCGUCUUAGUCUUCCUUGUCCACCCAGUCCCGAUCGUGGCGGCAAAUAUGAUUUCUCACAUGUCCUAGAUUUUUGCACGCAACUAGUGAGCUUGGUAGUCACGCCAGUUAAGGAUAACUCCAGUUUCACGCAGGACUACAACACAGUUGAUGUGCCAAUAGGCCGAAGCAACAUUAUUCCCAAUCGAUUAAAAUUUAAUUUGAACGCUUUUCGUAAUCUCAAGACGCUCAGAUUCUCGGCUCUGUCUACGGAGAACAUUGUGGACGUGGAAUUGCUCAAGCCAACCCUACAGACAAUCUGUGUACACAACACAACCAUCCAGAAUAUAAACCAAGUGCUUCUCUGCGACAAUCUUCACAAGCACUGCGAUGUGCCAAGCCUGCUACCCGAAGAAAUAUCUUCAGCCACAUCUGGCACAUCCGAAUCCAACGCCUCCUUAGUUACAGCCGACGCUUGGCGGGAGCUCACAGAGCUGGACUUGACCGGCAACCUGCUAACGCAAAUAGAUGGAAGUGUAAGGACGGCACCCAAGCUGCGUCGUCUGGUGCUCGAACAGAACCGCAUUCGCAACGUCCAAAAUCUUUCAGAGCUUCCCCAUCUGCAGCUGCUUUCGCUGUCCGGUAAUCUCAUCAACGAGUGCGUGGACUGGCACCUAACGAUGGGCAAUCUUGUUACUUUGAAACUGGCUCAAAAUAAACUCAAGACUUUGAGUGGUCUGCGGAAGCUACUGUCGCUGGUCAAUCUGGAUUUAAGCAGUAAUCAAAUCGAGGAGCUCGACGAGGUUGAUUAUAUUGCGAAUCUUCCCCUGUUGGAGACUCUGCGACUAACUGGUAAUCCCCUGGCGGGAAGUGUAGACUAUCGUCCUCGGGUUUUGGCGCGGUUUCAUGAGCGCGCAGCUGAAAUAUCACUGGACAAUGAGCCGGGCACUCAGCUGGAGCUCGACACCGCUCUGGUUCUAUCUGCUCUGUUGAAAUCCAAGCAGCGAGCAAAGCAAAAAUGAUUCUUGUCUCAAAAAGAGAGUCUUCGAUUCCAUAGUUUUACAAAAUUCCUGUUUAAAUUUAUCGAAAUUCAAUUGUAAUGAUUUCGGGGGAUACCUCUGAAUAUGUUUUAAAAUUUAAAUACAAAGGUAGUGGUUUCUAAACUCCUUCUAUAUUCCUACAAAUUGUAUAUGAUGCUAGAUCCAAUAUUUAGUAAAUAUUUUAUGUGCUUUCUGUCUAUUUCUUGUAACUUUAUAUGUAUUCUUUUAUUUAAUCUAGUUUAAUGUGUUUUUUGUUCAAACCUUGUGCAAUAUCUCAAUGCUCACAACUAAAGAAAUUCCAAUAAAUUGUAUAAUUGAUUCAUA
Molecule: messenger RNA, 1989 nt
Organism: Drosophila bipectinata
Lineage: Eukaryota; Metazoa; Arthropoda; Insecta; Diptera; Drosophilidae
Product: nischarin
Cellular component (GO): cytoplasm
Molecular function (GO): phosphatidylinositol binding; protein binding
Source: RefSeq, a predicted model, not a curated record